Exophiala aquamarina CBS 119918 is the source of this 1575-nucleotide messenger RNA. RefSeq lists its product as uncharacterized. The record is from RefSeq and is a predicted model, not a curated record. Lineage: Eukaryota; Fungi; Ascomycota; Eurotiomycetes; Chaetothyriales; Herpotrichiellaceae. The coding region runs from base 1 to 1575 and encodes 524 amino acids. The transcript has a single exon.
AUGUCGGAUGGCGACUCUCAAUCCUACUCUCAAGGCGCGGCCUAUCCCUGGGUCCUCGAGCAUCUGCUCACUUAUCCCGGGACUUAUGAGAUCCCCCUGCGAACCAUGUAUACUCUGAAUGCCACCACCCAAAACCCCCAGCAAUGCUCGCCUCUUGCCGUCUCUCCCAAAGUUGCCGGCAAUGCUUUUCCUCGUCAGCCUAAUGUUGCCGUGGACGACCCACAAUCUAUGACCACAGUUACCGCUGCUGCCCAGCUUCGAGCAAAUCUCAUGGCUCAUAUCUCUCAAUUACCCUCUCAACCAACUUCACUACCUCCCAGCUUCAUCACAAGCUUUGUACGCCGCUGUUUCCCUCCCGAACUGGACCAGGUCGACUUCCCCCAAGCUCUGACGGCAAUGGACUACCUCAAGGACCUUGAGAUUCGGAGACGUCGAGAGGUGGUUGCGGCACUCGACAAACUCGGCAUAGACCGAGAAGAUAUCUCGCAUCGAGACAAGAUUGCACGAAAAUACCCCGGCGUUCUACGCUGGGUCAUGGACAUUGAAGACAAAGAACGUAAGGUCGAAGCCCUUUAUACCCAGGUCUACAUUGGUCUAAGACGCUGGACCCUGAUCAAUGAGCUUUCCUUGAAUCCUUUCAAUAAGUCUAACUGCAUUGCCAUGCUCAACACUCUUUACCCACCGGUGUCUCCCACUCAAUUUGUUGCACCCACCGCUCAACUAACCCCCCAAAUUCUGUCGAGUCAGCGGUCUGGAUUCUUUCGUUACAUUACUGCCGUGGAAAAAAGCGGUACGUCUGUUCUGAGCAGCCUAAUUGACCAGAACAAGAAACCUGGAGAGACCACAGGAUGGACCAGCCUCCGAGAUACCUUGGAUAGCUAUGUUCGCAUGGCUAACAGUGUUAUUGAUGAGUGCAAUGAAAUUACUGGACGUGGGCAUUCUCCCACGAGCUCAUCAUUCAGCUCAAUGCUUGAGUAUGACGAUGAGGGCAGACGGAAGAUUGAUUCAGCCAUCUCUUUUGGCUCGGCCAAUUCGUCUAAUCGCAACUCGGGCCAAAGCCAUGCUACGCGCCCCAGUACAAGCAGCAGUUUUAGUGUUGGCAGUCAAGCAAAUGGCCACAGCCGUCAGGUAUCAAGAGAAAAGCAGAACUUAGACAAGCCUCUCCCUUCGCCCAAGGACGAUGAGGAGACAGUCACUCAAAAACCAUCAGGAUCCACUCUGGAGCGAAUCGCUCGCGAACUGCGCAAGAUCAAGAGUCGUAACACUAUCAAGGAUGAGGUGCAACGACCCAGAACAGCGUCGGUGCCUGCAGCUACAGCAAUGAUGGAGGUUUCCGAACCACCAAACACCACAGCAUCCUCCAAGGAGCGAGGGCUCAGAAUGAAACGCAGCAUCCGCCGAAUGAGAUCACACACCAAUGUUUUGGAUGUUGUACGUCCACAAAGUCGAAGUGAUGAACACCCAACACAAGUCGUUCCAGACUAUGAUGCAGCCUUGAUGAGAAAGCGUCGAGAUGAAUGGGAAGCACAUCAGAGGUCGGCCAGCAAAGCAACCAUGGAAUCGGAGUUAAUUUGA